This is a messenger RNA of Nestor notabilis (Kea), 1343 nucleotides long. RefSeq names its product 5'-nucleotidase, cytosolic IIIA (gene NT5C3A). Gene Ontology annotation, molecular function: 5'-nucleotidase activity; magnesium ion binding. The record is from RefSeq and is a predicted model, not a curated record. Gene Ontology annotation, cellular component: cytoplasm. The coding region runs from base 13 to 972 and encodes 319 amino acids. The transcript is spliced from 10 exons. NCBI's taxonomy places the organism in Eukaryota, Metazoa, Chordata, Aves, Psittaciformes, Psittacidae.
CCCUCUGCCUGCAUGCAAGCCCUGCAUCUCUGGACUCUGCUUGCCACCUAUGCUGUUGCGGUAGGACAAAAUCAAGGACAGAAGAAUCAGGAGUGCCCUAAGCUCAACGCACAGAUGCCAGAGUUUCAGAAGAAGACUGUCCAUAUUAAGGACCCAGGGAGAGUAGAGGAGAUUAUCUGUGGCCUCAUCAAAGGUGGAGCUGCCAAACUUCAGAUUAUUACAGAUUUUGAUAUGACAUUAAGUAGAUUUUCCUACAAUGGAAAAAGAUGUCCAACUUGUCAUAACAUCAUUGAUAACUCCAAGCUCAUCACAGAGGAAUGUCGGAAAAAGUUGUUGCAGCUGAAAGAAACCUAUUACGCUAUUGAAAUUGAUCCAGCUCUCACUACUGAAGAAAAAUAUCCCUAUAUGGUAGAAUGGUACAACAAGUCUCAUGCGCUACUCAUUGAACAAGGCUUACAAAAGGAUAAGUUUGCAGAAGUUGUGAGGGAAUCUGAUGUUAUGCUGAAAGAAGGAUACGAGAACUUCUUUGAUAAGCUCAGUGAACACAAUAUUCCCGUGUUCAUAUUUUCGGCUGGGAUUGGGGACAUUCUUGAGGAAGUUAUCCACCAGGCUGGGGUCUACCAUCCUAAUGUCAAAGUGGUUUCCAAUUUCAUGGAUUUUGAUGAAAACGGAAUAUUAAAAGGAUUCAAAGGAGAAUUGAUUCACGUUUACAACAAACAUGAUGGUGCCUUGAAGAAUACAGAGUACUUCAAACAACUAAAAGACAACAGUAACAUCAUACUGCUGGGUGAUUCUCAAGGAGACUUGAGCAUGGCAGAUGGAGUAGCAAACGUUGAACACAUCCUUAAGAUUGGCUAUCUCAACGAUAAAGUAGAUGAGCUUUUGGAAAAAUAUAUGGACUCUUACGAUAUCGUCUUGGUGAAGGAUGAAUCCCUGGAAGUUGCCAACUCCAUCCUACAGAAAAUCCUGUAAACUGCAGUCUCAAGUCACUCCAUUCCUUCCAGGAGGCAACUGGACAGAAGAGCAGCACGUGGCUGCUGUCUUAGAUCACUCAUCUACAGAACUGUUUAAUUUAAUUUAAAACUUUUAUCUUCAUUUUGGCAUUUUGAAAUACACGUGGUAUCCCCCGUCAACUAGAAGCUCCUUUUACUGCUCUUACGCUGUUCUUUGUCUCACACUCCUGCUACAACUAGAUUUAUAUUGGGAUUUAUAGAUGUGAUAAAGUGCUGCUGGUGGGAUACUAUGGUUCAAUGUCUUUUAAUCAGGCAUUUCAGAGGAGCAUUUCAGAAACUGUGGCUGUUUUGUACCAUUGAAGAUGUGAAUGUUCUGUGACUGAGCAGCGU